Messenger RNA from Lolium perenne, 1367 nucleotides. RefSeq lists its product as uncharacterized. Gene Ontology annotation, molecular function: ubiquitin protein ligase activity. Gene Ontology annotation, biological process: protein ubiquitination. Lineage: Eukaryota; Viridiplantae; Streptophyta; Magnoliopsida; Poales; Poaceae. Gene Ontology annotation, cellular component: cytoplasm. The record is from RefSeq and is a predicted model, not a curated record.
AAAAAGAAAAGAAAAAUCCAAGCGACGACCCGGCCCGGAGGCGGAGCCCCAAAGUGGCCCGAUCCCUGAGGCAGAGAGCCAUGUCCGCGUCCUCCCCUCCUCCGGCCGACGCGACGGCCGCGGGGGCGGAGCCGGAGGCGGAGGCCGCCACCGUCGUGUGGUACUGCUACGAGUGCCACGCCACCGUUUCUCUCCCCGCUCCGCCCCCCGCGCCCUCGCCCUCGCGGCUCCUGCUCUGCCCCCGCUGCCGCAGCGACUACCUCGAGGAGAACCCUAACCCGUCUCCCUCCUCCCCUCCCCCGCCUCCUCCUCCGCCGCCGCCGGGCCUCCUCACCGACUCCGGCUCCUCCUCCGGGGAGGAGGACACCGACGGCCUCGACGGCCUCGCCCACUCCGCCGCGCACGCCCACCUCAGCCAACUCGUCCGCCGCCUCUACGACGACCCCACCUACGUGGCCACGGCCGCGGCCGCCGCGGUGUCCGCGCUCCGGCAGCAGGGCCGCAUCGCCGGACAGGGCCAGCCCCCGGCGACGCCCGCCUCCAUCGCCGCCCUGCCCACGGUCGAGGUGUCCGAGCCCGCCGCGGUCUGCGCCAUCUGCAAGGACGACCUCCCCCUCGCCGCCGCCGCGCGGAGGCUCCCCUGCGGCCACCUCUACCACUCCACCUGCAUCGUGCAGUGGCUGCAGAUGCACAACUCCUGCCCCGUCUGCCGCUACUGCCUCCCGUCCGCCGAUCUCGAGGAGGUGGAACCGCUGGACCAGACCACCACCCAGAUCACGAUCCGGUUCACGACCAACCGCCGCCGCAACCGAGGCAGCAAUGACGCGGCGGCGGCGGCUCCCGUUGCAACCUCGCCUACACAGCUUGCGCAGGCCAUGACUGGGGAAGGCGGCAGCGGACCUGCGAAUAGUGCGGAGACUGUUUCGUCUGAAUGGCCACCGCCCCCUGAGUCCGAUGCUGUUAUGUCAGAGGCCCGUCAGGAGGAGGGCUUCUUGGAUUGGCCACCACCCCCCGAGUCUGAUGCUGUCAUGUCAGAGGCCCCUCAGGACGAGGACUUGUUGGAUUGACCCAGAAGUAAAACCUUGCAGGUGACAAGGUUAGGCGGGGUAGCUGUUAGCCGUCAUCAAGGAAGGUUGCGAUGUGCCUGCUCCUUUCGGUUUGUGCUUAUACUCGAGUUGUCCCUGCCAAGUGUCUUUCCCGCUGCAUGAUAACAUGCUGUUUAGGGCUCUAGUGCUGUUAUAGGUGAAUUAAGUGGUCCAAUGCAUAGCCCGGGAGCAUUCAUUGGAUUUCUUGUCAAUACCUUGUAUAUUGGUUAAACUUGUUACAUGUGCAAUAAUAUGUAAAAUUGGUGUGUCUUUUUUACUUUA